UGACAGCGGUGUGAGUAGCUUUUUGUGCUGGUGACUGUGAACACCACGGAUCGCCUCACGAUAUGGACAACCUAGAUGGAUCCAGUGAAACGACUGCGGAUACCAAAAUGACUGCGUCUCAGAGGCGAGCAGAAAUCCGCCGGAGAAAACUCAUGAGUAAUUCAGAGGAGAGAAUGAAUAAAAUCAUGGGCAUACAUAAACCUGCGGCCAUCGUUGAUGAAUUACGCUUAGAAAGAAUUGACAAGCCAGAUUCACUACCUCUGUCAUCUUCUCUUACAAAGAGAGGCACUAUUAUGUCUGGAGAUGGAAUGACAUCAAGUGAGCACCAUACAGGCAGUACAGAUGGCAGAGAGUCUUAUUUAGGAGAGAGGAUUGACUUUAGCAAUAACUCAGAUUUCAGGAAUGACACUAAUGGUCUGAGAAAUAGAGGGGAGCUGACUCCAGACUCUACACCAAGGGGGUUAAACCAAUACUUGUCAAGAUUUGAUGAUGCUAUGAAACUCCGAAACCAACUGAACAGUGACAAGCCAAAUCCAGAAAAUGGGAAUGGAGUGGAUGAACUGGACUCUUUCCGUAUUUUCAGGCUUGUGGGAAGUGUCCUUCUUGCAUUAGGAGUUAGAAUGUUUGUGUGCAAGUACUUGUCCAUAUUUGCACCAUUCCUCACAUUACAACUUGCGUUUAUGGGGUUAUCAAAGUAUUUUCCAAAGGGAGAGAAGAAAACAAAAACAACUGUCCUAACUGCUGCCCUGCUUCUGUCUGGGAUCCCGUCUGAGGUGAUCAGUCGCUCACUGGACACUUACAGCAAGAUGUCUGAUGUUUUCACUGACCUCUGUGUAUAUUUUUUCACUUUCAUCUUCUGUCAUGAAGUUUGCCUGUUUUUUGGUUCAGAAGUGCCAUGAUUAUUGACAGAAGAAAAAAUGUGCUAUUUUCUGUUUGUAUCAGGCAAUGCCCAGCUCUGUGCAUACAGAAUAUGGCUUUUGGGUAGUAAUUAUCAAGCUCUUCUUAUUUUGCUAUAAGCUGGUACAACGCAAUCUCUGACAUUAAGCAUUGUUUGCUAGCUCCAGUGAUACUGUCAGAGAUUCCUGAGUUUAAAAUUGUCUGCUAAGAAUAUCUAGUUGUUACCAAUUUUUUUUUUUUUUAAAUAGUAAUUUAUAUUGUUAUGGAAGUGAGUACAACAUAUCUGUUCAUUCCACAAACUGCUACUAUUGUACUCUGUGUCUAAGGUAAGAUUUAAACAUAUCAUGUUUGUAUCCUAAAUAACAUUUUUUUUUUAUUGUAGUUGUAUUUGUCUUUUAGUUAUAACAUUAAAGAGAAAUAAUAAUCAAUAUUUUUCUUUGUUUUAGCUAAAACAGAGACUUUCUAAUUAAUGACAGAUUGUUGUUGCUAAAGUUGUUUUUAUUUGAAUGCAUAUUCCUGAGCAGAAUAAAGCAGUAUUUUAUUGUCAGA
Molecule: messenger RNA, 1446 nt
Organism: Bombina bombina (fire-bellied toad)
Lineage: Eukaryota; Metazoa; Chordata; Amphibia; Anura; Bombinatoridae
Gene: CAMLG
Product: calcium modulating ligand
Exons: 4
Coding region: 63-899 (278 amino acids)
Biological process (GO): tail-anchored membrane protein insertion into ER membrane
Cellular component (GO): GET complex
Source: RefSeq, a predicted model, not a curated record